AUGGCACAUGGUUGGAUUUUACUGUUUCUUAUCGCUGCGCGUUACAAUAUCGAAUCGAUAAUAGGGUUACAGAUCGGUCCAUUCACAGUCCCUUCGGUAGGAAAUGGCGGUGCCGUCGGGUACUCAAACAGUCCGUUCAACGCAUCGCUUAAUCCUUCAGCAAGAAGUGCCUCGUUCCAAGCGCAAAUUCAUCAAAGCGGUGUAGGAAACAGUGGAGUGUUGCCAUCCGGCUCGUUACUCACGAACGUCGCCGAUGAACGAAUAGAGCAACUAUCGAAGACUCUUGGCACGGUCACAAAUCCUCAGUAUUGGAGCAAUAUUUCGUCGAUUGCAGCAUCGAACAUUUCCUCAGAUCGUGCUAAUCAACUCUCCCGAGGAAACGACAACCUUUCGAUCCUUCCCAACGUUUCGGCUGAAGCGAGUGGCAGAAAUGUUAGUGGAAAUCGAAAAGAUCCCCACUACUAUCCCGGAAGGACGGUGAUGGUUCACCUGUUCGAAUGGACAUUCGCCGAUAUCGCUGAAGAGUGCGAACGUGUGCUUGGUCCAGCCGGAUACGGUGGUGUGCAGGUGUCACCGGUUAACGAAUAUGUUGUCGCACCGAAUCGUCCCUGGUGGGAACGCUACCAGCCUAUUUCGUACGAGAUCCGCUCCCGAUCGGGCAAUGAAGAUCAGUUCGCUGCCAUGGUACGUCGCUGUCAGCGAGCUGGUGUGCGGAUCUACGUGGACGUGGUCGUAAACCAUAUGGCAGCCGUUGGGCUCCGUGUGCCACUGUACGGUACGGCUGGCUCGCCAAGUGACCCGGAGAACCGGUUGUACCCAGGCGUUCCGUACAAUCGAACACACUUUCAUCCGGAAUGUACGAUCACAAACUAUCAGUACGCGGAGGAGGUUCGAAAUUGUGCACUCGACGGACUUCCAGAUCUAAAUCAAACGGAGUCUUAUGUCCAGGAUCGAAUUGUAGACUUUAUGAAUCGAUUGAUUAAGCUCGGAGUUGCCGGCUUCCGAAUGGAUGGCAGCAAACAUAUGUGGCCAACCGAUCUUGAAGUUAUCUACAAGCGGCUGCAUCCUCUCAAUAGUUUGUUUGAGUUUCCACCAUUUUCGACCCCUUUUAUUUAUCAGGAAGUAAUAGAUCUUGGGCAGGAACCGAUCACGGCAUCACAAUACACCUACCUUGGGGAAGUCACAGAAUUCAAAUAUUCAAUGUACAUCGGGCUCAUCUUGCGGGGCACACUGGAUGCUACGGCACUGCGAGCACUGGUGGCCGAAAACUCUACCCAGUACGGAUUGAUACCGUCUGACUCGGCACUGGUGUUCGUGGACAACCAUGACAAUCAACGAGGACACGGUGCUGGUGGUGCCUCAAUUCUUACCUUCAAGGAUGGACCAAAGUACAUCCAAGCCGUUGCUUUCACCUUAGCCACCGAUUAUAGUACUGCACGAAUAAUGAGCUCAUACAACUUUACCGACUCCGGCCAGGGACCACCCGCCGAUGGCUUGGAGCAAAUCGUAUCGCCCGGGUUCAAUUCCACCGACGGAAGCUGUUCCAACGGAUGGAUCUGUGAACAUCGAUGGCCCGUAUUUCGGCGGAUGGUAGGCUUUCGUAACUUUGCAGCCGUCGCUCCACUGACCGAUGUGCAGACGACGAGUGGCACGUUUGCAUUCUGCCGUGGUAAUAUUGGAUUUGCGGUUUUCAACACCGGCACCGUGACACGUGAUGGAGUGUUUCAAACAUGUCUUCCUCCGGGGGAGUAUUGCGAUUUGAUUUCGGGCGAAAAACAAGCAUCAGAGUGUACCGGAAUGAGAGUUCUGGUAACCGGCGAUGGGACAGUUGGUUUGACACUUCCGGUUAAUUCGUCCGUUGUACUUGACCUGCGCAAUCGUGUUGUAUAGUAAACAAAAUAUAGCACGCAAAGAGUUGCAAAAUAUAUAAUAAAA
Anopheles coustani is the source of this 1935-nucleotide messenger RNA. RefSeq names its product alpha-amylase I-like. Gene Ontology annotation, biological process: carbohydrate metabolic process. The record is from RefSeq and is a predicted model, not a curated record. The transcript has 3 exons. Gene Ontology annotation, molecular function: alpha-amylase activity; cation binding. The coding region runs from base 1 to 1890 and encodes 629 amino acids. Lineage: Eukaryota; Metazoa; Arthropoda; Insecta; Diptera; Culicidae.